GGCUGCUCUCUCCCCCACUCAAAUCGGUGCUGAGAUUUUGAAGGCUACUGCUGAUGGAAUCAUUAAAGCACUCAAGGGUGGAACGCUGCUGAAAAGGGAAAUUUGGAGAUUUUCACACUCUUAGUGGAACGCUUCGGAGUCUUUGUUGAUAUCCAGUCUUACUGCGGGGAUACUCCUCUGAUAGAAGCUGCCAACGCGGGACAUAUCAAUGUUGUGGAAUUUCUGAUCAUCCAUAAAGCUCAACUGCAGGCAGCGAACAAAAAGGGAUUCACUGCGUUGCAUUAUGCAGUUCAAAAAGAUAACAGGGACCUUAUGGAAUUGUUGCUGAAUAAUGGUGCUCCUACGGAGAAAGAUUCUGUGGAUGGAACACCUUUACAAAUUGCUGCAUCUCAAGGACAACUCAAGUCUAUCAAGUUGCUGCUGAAAUUUGGAGCGGAGCCGAAUUCAAACAUUUCAGCAGUUCAGGACUCCCCUCUUAUAUCAGCAAUCAAGGCACUCUCGUAUGAAUGUGUGAAGCGUCUGAUUAAGGCUAAGGCUGACCCAGACAAGUUUUUAUAUGGGUUAACUCCUUUGGCACAUGCAGCAAAACUACCGGACACGAAAUAUCUCGAAUGUUUGAUUGCUGCUGGAGCAACUCCUCAUAAACAAUGCACAGGUCGCACAAUAGCUAUUGAGGAAGCUGCAAUGGUAGAUAAUCGUAAAGCUGUUUCGAUUUUGUUUCCAUUAACUGCAAAGCUUCCAGGGUAUCAAACCUGGACUGUUGAAGGCAUAAUGAAGUACAAUCGUUCUGGACCAGCAAAAACCUGUCCUUGAGUCUUGAUGCUCCAUAUUAUGGAGGAAAUUCAGUUCAUCAUUACUCUUAACCUAAGGUCUCUCUCUCUCACACACACACACUCACUCACUCGUAUGUUGUACCACAUAUCUUGCAGAGAGAGCAAUAUAAGAAACGUUACUUGGAAGUACUUGAAGGUUUAGGCAACAGAAGAAGGUAUAAUGAGGCUAUUUUUGGUGGCAGAGUUGCUUUGUUUGAAUACUUUUCUUGGCUGUAUCUGACAAGCUGCCCGGGGGAGGUCAUGAUCUAUUUCCAACAUUUCAUGUAGAGAGAUAGAGAGAUGCUUUGUUUGUGUUGUGUGUACAAAUACAUUGGAGCAUAUAAUACUAAUAUCAACUGCAAAUAUUGAUUGA
Messenger RNA from Salvia splendens (bonfire salvia), 1185 nucleotides. RefSeq names its product ankyrin repeat and SOCS box protein 12. The record is from RefSeq and is a predicted model, not a curated record. Lineage: Eukaryota; Viridiplantae; Streptophyta; Magnoliopsida; Lamiales; Lamiaceae. The transcript has 8 exons. Bases 313 to 813 code for a protein of 166 amino acids. Gene Ontology annotation, molecular function: protein binding.